Molecule: messenger RNA, 2060 nt
Organism: Cimex lectularius (bed bug)
Lineage: Eukaryota; Metazoa; Arthropoda; Insecta; Hemiptera; Cimicidae
Product: peroxisomal N(1)-acetyl-spermine/spermidine oxidase-like
Exons: 3
Coding region: 311-1963 (550 amino acids)
Molecular function (GO): polyamine oxidase activity
Source: RefSeq, a predicted model, not a curated record
AUCAGAACACUAAUUCUUGAACAUUAUUAUGUAAUCAGGUCUAAAAUAAAAGAGAUCUUUUGAUUCACCGACACCGGCUGAAAAUGACAAAUGUUAAACAUGAAAACAUCAGUGAUUGUGAUUUUAUCUGCGCUUCUUAUAUACCUAGCGGCUGGAUUUCUGUGUUCAGUUAUUACAAAAGUGUUGGUUUUGUUUGGUAUUGGUUUGCUAUUAUUUUACUAUUUCAGACCGCAACCAUGACAACGAAAUUUGUGACAGAUUAGCACAAGUAGGCUCAAAAUUGUACAAGUGAAAUACACCUCUUAAGAAAAUGAUAUCAAAUUUGAAGUUACUUUCCCGAUUUAAAUAUUUAGAGGCACAUAGUUUCAGGGCAUUCAAUUUUUGGGGAACGAAGAAUCCCGAUGGACAAAAUCAGAACUCUAUCAAGCAGUGCUUUGAUCAGGUCAAAAAGCCAUGCCUAUCCAGCAACGGCGACUCGGGCAAACUGAAACUGGGCAAUAAUUGUCCCAAAGUGAUCAUUAUAGGCGCAGGAAUGGCCGGGCUCACCGCAGCAUGUCAUCUUCACUGCAGAGGCAUCACUGACAUCACUGUCUUAGAGGCCAGUAACAGGAUUGGGGGCCGAAUAAACACUUGCUGGAUGGGAGAUGCUACAGUAGAACUCGGCCCUAGUAGAAUCAACGGUGCGUCACUUGCAAAUCCGGUUUUCAAUCUUGCCAAUGUGGCCAAAGUCCUCCAACCAGAAGACUUUCAGGAGAGCAGACAGCUGAAGAAAACCCUCUUUCUUACCAGGGAUGGUAGGACGAUAUCAGAAUACAAAUUGGAAGAAAUGAUUUUCAACCAUAUUCUACACCAGGGGAAGAAAUUAGGAAAGAACCAGUUGAACCAGUUAAAUCCGAACAAGGGCAAUCUCAUGCAAUUCAUCAGCCUUCGAAUACAACAAGAAUUGUUACAAUUUCCUCCUGCAUUGAGGUACGACUCUGAGAGGAUUUUAUAUGGCCUUGUUAAUGGACUUAAAUCAGUUUAUGGAGCAAACCUUAGCCAGGUCAGCGCACAGGCGCUAGCCAAUUCUGGAUCGCUACCUGGUCCAAACAUUAAAAUUUCAACUGGAUUCAAUUCUAUCUUUACCCCUUUGCUGAUCAACAUCCCUGAGAAUAAAAUUAUUUUGAAUAAACCGGUAACUGAGAUUGCCAUUUGUAUGAAACAGUACCUAGGAAGUCGUGUGAUAGUUAAAACCGCAGACUGCGAAGAGUAUGAGGGCGACUUUGUAAUAGUCACUUUACCGAUUGGAGUCCUUAAAGCAAAAGCAGACACAUUGUUUAGUAAUGAGUUACCUGAAGAAGUUAGUACGGCAAUUAAUAAGAUUGGUGUAGGUCACAUCAAUAAGGUUUAUUUUGAAUACAGUUCACCCUGGUGGUCACCCGGAAGCGGUACGAUAAAGCUCGCAUGGUCAGGCGAUGAAUUGAGUUUUAGAAAAGACUGGACAAAAGGAAUUGGAAGAAUAUGCGAGGUGCUUGGAUCAAAAACAGUCCUAGGCCUGGUCACCGGAGGCGACGAAGCUCUUCUUUUGGAAAGGACCUCCGAAAUGGAGAUAGCCAUCGAGUUCACGAAAUUCUUGCGAAAGUUCACCGGCGACAGCUCGAUCCCUUACCCGCAGAACGUUUUGAUGUCGCGUUGGGGCACCACCCCGGAAUCACUCGGCAGCACAGUCUUUAUGUCAACCGAGACGACCGUCGGGCACUUCAAAACCUUGAGCAGCGAUGGAAAAUGCCCUGUGAACGGGGUUCCCCAUCCUCUCCUAUUUGCAGGAGACGGCACAAUACCGGAAUAUUUCGGAACAAUGGUCGGUGCUAGGAAAAGCGGCAUCAGAGAAGCAGAUCGUAUAAUCAAAUAUGCAGCAACCUUGUGUGAAAAGAAAGACUACUCUUCUAAACAAAAUCGAAGUACUGCUCAUUGCUCAAAUUAACUAUUUUAAACUUGGCUGCUAAUUAUUUCUCGUUUUCAAGAUGAACAAGAUAGUCUUGUGUUCAUAAAUUAUAUAAUUAAAUUUAAUUAGUUUAGUU